Messenger RNA from Rhododendron vialii, 1677 nucleotides. RefSeq lists its product as uncharacterized. Gene Ontology annotation, molecular function: DNA binding. Bases 105 to 1103 code for a protein of 332 amino acids. The record is from RefSeq and is a predicted model, not a curated record. NCBI's taxonomy places the organism in Eukaryota, Viridiplantae, Streptophyta, Magnoliopsida, Ericales, Ericaceae. The transcript is spliced from 7 exons.
UUUUUGUGGUGCUAACUUUUCCUUUCUGAUGAUUACUGGGGUGUUGACACAAGUAAACCCUUGUUGUGCGGAUAUUCCUACUGGACAGCCUUCAUUCCAAAAUAAUGUAUUCACGCUUAGGGCCCAAACCAUGUUGCGCAAUAAAUUUGAAUUUGGCAAUGAGAAGGCGUUGGCCUCUGUAUGGAAGUCCUUCCAACUUCCAAGUACCAAGAAAUGGGAAAAACUGUAACUUGGGGAGCAAUAAGGCUCAACGGGGUGUACUUUUGAUUCAGGCUGUUGCCCCCCUUGAACCUAAGUGUUUGGUUCAAAGCAAUGGGGGACAGGAUGGUCGCAGUAGUCCACAGCUGGGUGUUGAUUCGGGAAGUGCGUCAGGGAUUCAAAAUCAAUCAUCUAGUGAAGACUCUGAGGACUUGAGCGAGGGAGAGAAGCUAAGACGGAUGAGGAUAUCGAAAGCAAAUAAGGGUCUCACACCUUGGAACAAAGGGAAGAAACACAGUACAGAAACACGACAGCGAAUCAAAGAGAGAACCCAGCUUGCAAUGCAGAAUCAUAAGGUCAGAGAUAAGUUAGCUAACCGUCGACAUGCUCAGAGAAUUUGCAGCAAAGAAACAAGGAAAAAAAUUGGGGCUGGAGUUCAAAUGGGGUGGGAAAGGCGCCGUGAGAAGCUGAGGCUGCAGAAAACUUGCUACUUUGAUUGGCAGAAUCUUAUAGCAGAAGCUUCUAGAAGGGGCUUUGUUGGUCAGGAAGAGCUGCAGUGGGACUCCUAUCAGAUGUUAAGUGAACAGCUUGAGCAGGAGUGGUUGGAAAGUAUUGAACUGAGGAAACAUACAAGACUGAAAGGCAACAAAAGAGCACCCAGGACUCUUGAGGAGAGGAGGAUAAUCUCAGAAGCCAUUACUGCCAAAUGGGCUGAUCCUGAAUAUCGUGACAGAGUUUACACUGCCCUAACCAAAUAUCAUGGCUCAAGAGUAGGAGUUGAAAGGAAGCCCAAGAAACGGCCAAGUGUUGAUAGACAAGCCAGACCACCAAGUGCCCCAAAGAAGAAAGCUAAGGAGACAGCUAUUACCUUUAUGGACAACAAUCCCCACGAAAGCAAUGACUAGUGAAGUCUAGUCUUGCUUUCAAUUGUAUGAAACCAACAUUCAGGAAAAUGUUCCCAGAGUAUGUGGAGAAGUACAAACAGCAGCAGCUAUCUGACGAGCCUGUUCCCGAGCGUCACAAGUCCCUACUCAGCUAGAAACCUCCACACCUUUGUUGGAUGAAACUGGUGAAUCUAAAUAAGAGGACCAGAAUAAGGUUGAAGCCCCUAGGGCUCUUAAAAACUGUGGGAAGAAGUCUAUCUCAAACUGGAUGCUGUUGUUACUUGUUUCUAUAUUUGGUGGUGCUAUGGCAUUGCAACUGCUUCAACUUCAACAUUGAGACCAAAACGAGCACAAGAUCCUAUUAGGGGACGGUGAACAUACAGGCUUCUUGUGGAACAUCGAUGGAAUCCUGUUUAAGUGCAUAAUAUGUUAGGGUUCUUGUUUAUCUAAUAUAACUUGUAUAAAGGGUAUGGAAAUGGAUGAGGAAUAUUCCCGGCUAAUAUGGUUUCUCUUUCUAUUUUAUCGCUAGCAUUUUGUUUGUCAAACAUUUGGAGUAUACAUGCUUACGAUGUCAUCUGCAUCCAUUUAGAGCUUC